Messenger RNA from Blepharisma stoltei, 3369 nucleotides. The record is from the annotation of a GenBank genome assembly. Lineage: Eukaryota; Ciliophora; Heterotrichea; Heterotrichida; Blepharismidae.
AUGGACGGCUUUAGUGAUGAUCUUUUCCAAGUUUUUCAGGAUGGCAUCAAACCUAUAGUUCAACUUCCCAAAAAGCGAGUUCGUGUUGAAUCUGAAAGUGAUGAAGAAGUGGAAGAUGAAUAUAAGGUAAAAAAAGAAGAAUUCAAUGGCUGCACUCACGAAUGUGCAUAUCCCGUUGAUUAUCAUCAAGUCGAAGUCCCUAAUCAGCCACCAGCAAAAAUUUAUCCCUUUACGCUAGAUUCAUUCCAGCAAUGCUCAAUCAAAUGCAUUGAAAAAAACGAAAGUGUUCUAGUAGCAGCCCACACAUCAGCAGGAAAAACAGCCAUAGCAGAAUAUGCUAUAGCUUUAGCUCUUAAAAACCAUCAAAGAGUGAUAUAUACUUCACCAAUAAAAGCUUUAAGCAACCAGAAAUACAGAGAAUUUAACGAUGAAUUUAAAGAUGUUGGGUUGAUGACUGGAGAUGUCACUAUUAAUGAAAGUGCAAGCUGCUUGGUGAUGACCACAGAGAUUCUGAGGUCUAUGCUUUAUAAAGGAAGUGAGGUUGUAAGAGAAAUGGCUUGGGUAAUUUUUGAUGAAAUCCAUUAUAUGAGAGAUAAAGAAAGAGGAGUGGUGUGGGAAGAAACAAUUAUUAUGUUACCUGAAGCCGUGAAAUUGGUGUUUUUGUCUGCAACAAUACCUAAUGCAAUAGAAUUUGCAGAAUGGAUUUGCAAGCUGAAAAAGCAGCCUUGCCAUGUGGUCUAUACAGAAUACAGACCUACACCUCUUCAGCAUUAUAUUUUCCCUGCUGGUGGUGAAGGGCUAUAUUUAGUUGUAGAUGAAACUGGAAAGUUUAAUGACAAAAACUUCAAAAAAGCUAUCGCAACUCUGACUGACACCCAAGAAAAUUACAAAAUUAAUAAAAAAGUUGGGACAAGCGGAAGCUCAGAAGUGGUAAAAAUUGUUCAAGUGAUUAUGGAGCGAGAUAUGCAGCCUGCAAUCGUCUUUAGUUUUAGCAAAAAGGACUGCGAAGCUCAUGCUAAAUCAUUGAAUAAGUUUGAUUUUACAUCAGAAGAUGAAAAGAAUCUAAUCCAGCAGAUUUUUGAUAACGCAAUUGAUACUCUUGCAGAGGAAGAUAAAGAGCUUUCCAUGAUAGGGAAUAUUUUACCUUUGCUCAAAAAAGGUAUAGGGAUUCACCACGGAGGGCUAUUGCCUAUAAUAAAAGAAGUGACUGAAAUUUUAUUCCAAGAAGGAUUAGUCAAGUGCUUAUUUUCUACAGAAACUUUUAGCAUGGGGCUCAAUAUGCCUGCAAGAACUGUCGUGUUCACUAAUGUCAGGAAAUUUGAUGGGGAUAAUUUUAGAUGGAUUUCUGGAGGAGAAUACAUACAAAUGUCAGGAAGAGCUGGCCGUCGUGGAAUUGAUGAUAAAGGUAUCUGCAUUUUAAUGCUAGAUCAAAAAAUGGAGCCAGAUAUCGCAAAGGGCAUGGUUAAAGGUCAUAUGGAUCCUUUAAAUUCUUCAUUUCAUUUAAGCUACAACAUGCUUUUAAACUUGAUCCGCAUAGAAGAUUCUCAGCCUGAAUAUAUGAUAAGAAAAUCAUUCCAUCAAUUUCAAAAUGACAGAGCUUCUCCAACUAUUCGGAAAAAGAGAAAAGAGCUUCAAGAGAAGUUAGAGUCAAUUUAUAUAGAAAAUGAGCAUGAGUUAGAUGAAUACAGCAAUAUAGAAACAGCAAAACAGGCAAUAAAACAAAAAAUGAAAACCUAUAUGCAACAGCCAGAAAAAUUGUUGAGAUUUAUAACUCCAGGAAGAUUAGUUUAUGUGGUUGAUCCAAGUGGAAUCCAUUGGGGAUGGGGAGUUGUCGUGAAUUUUACUAACUCUCCUCUCCAUGAGUGAACAAAAAAUUUUGUUCGCGGUUAAUCUAUUAUUUUUAAAAAAUUUCUAUAAAAUUUAUAAAAAUAUUUUUGUUCAAAAUUUCCAAUUUGUAAAAAUUGAGAAGCAAAAAAUUAACUUAAUUUGCGAAAUUUAUAUUUUAAAAUGCAAGUUAUUUAAAAUUAUCAGAAUUAUCUAGAGAUUUCAUAUGCUAAUUACCACUUAUAUAUCAAACUUUGUUUCACAAAAAAUAAUUUGAUUAAAAAAUAUUUGUUCGCUCGCGGAGAGUGGACUUUUGGUCAAAAAAAUAGCGAUUUUCAUGGUUUUUCUAUCGGGAGGGGAGUAAGAAAAAAGUUGAUAAAAGGAAGCUAAAAGACGUUAACGAAGAUGUUCCAGUUAAAAUUGUUGUUGACGUUGUGCUUUACGUAAACAUGAUGGAUAAACCAAUACCAUUAAAUGAUGUAAAUGCUGAAGGAGGCGAAGCACAUGUAAUUCCAAUGUAUCUAGAAUGUAUUGAAGAUGCCAGUACAAUAAGACUAUAUUUACCUUCAGACAUUAAAAGCAAAGAUGGGCUGAGAAAUGUAUUUGCAUCAAUAAGAGAAGUUUUCAGAAGAUUCAAUGGAGAAAUCCCUAUGUUAAAUCCUGUUGAAGAUAUGGAAAUAAAUGACCCUGAAUUUAUUUCCUGCUUACUCUUUCUCCCUUUUAGGUAGCAAAUUUUUUUUAGAAAAUUAACCCUCUUUUAAAAGCGAGUAAAAAAAUUUUUAUUAAAGAGGGGAGAUAGACAAAAUAAAAGAAUUAAAUAGCUUGGAAAAAGGCUUAGCUGUCGUUAACUCACCACAAUUUACAGAGCUAAAGUCUAAAUAUGAGGAGAAAAAAAAACUAAAGCAAGCAAUUUCGCUACUAAAUAAGCAGUUGAAAGCUAGCAAAACAAUGAUACUGAAAGAUGAUUGAAAGGCUAUGAGAAGAGUCUUGAGAAGGCUAGGAUUUAUUAGUGAAAAUCAUGUGGAGCUAAAAGGAAGGGUUGCUUGUGAAAUUUCUACAAGUGAUGAAUUAUUGACAACAGAACUUAUGCUUAGUGGUGUAUUUAGAGAUUUACCUGUUGAUGUGAUGGUUGCUUUGCUAAGCUGUUUAGUUCAUGAAGAAAAUUCACCAGAAACCAAAAUUCCAGCAAUUCCAGAACUUGCAUCAGCUUAUCAAUUAUUAACUUCAACAGCUAAACGGUUUGCUGAUGUAUUCGUUCAGAGUAAGCUGAAUAUCGAUCAAGAAGCUUAUGUAAACUCUUAUAAACCUUCAUUAAUGGAAGCAGUCUAUGCCUGGGCUCAUGGGUCAAAGUUUUCUGAAAUUUGCACUUUAACUGAUACAUAUGAAGGGACCAUUAUAAGAUGCAUCAGAAGACUUCACGAGCUAUUAAGACAACUAGAAGAUGCUGCAAAAUCAAUACAAAGUCAUGAUCUCGCGCAAAAGUUUACUGAAGGCACUCGGCUUAUAACAAGAGGUAUAGUCUUUGCAGCAUCACUAUAUCUUUAA